Molecule: messenger RNA, 5035 nt
Organism: Trifolium pratense (red clover)
Lineage: Eukaryota; Viridiplantae; Streptophyta; Magnoliopsida; Fabales; Fabaceae
Product: zinc finger CCCH domain-containing protein 19
Exons: 10
Coding region: 328-4731 (1467 amino acids)
Molecular function (GO): metal ion binding; protein binding; DNA binding
Source: RefSeq, a predicted model, not a curated record
AUGGUAUUGGCCCAUAAAGUAGUGUGAGUGACUAGGGCACAGCGUAAACAAGCUUUGGUUUCAUUCAUUCGAUUCCAAUUCGAAGGAAGCAAAGCAGUAACAAGUUGUAAGCAACGAAACGGUGGUAGUUUGGUUUGUAGAGAAGAGACACACAACGCAACCCAAUUACAAUUUCAAACAACAACAGAAUCAAUCAUUCAAUCAAUAUAUAAAAGUCACCAACGAAGGAAUAAUCGAUUAAUCAAUAAUCCUCUUUCAUUUCAAUUAACUGUACUUUGCUUUGUCGCAUUUAAUUUCCCUUAUCUCGUUAGGGAUUUCAAUUUCCCUAUGGAUGCCGAAGAAGACGAAGCUUCACGUAACCAAUUUCCACCAACUCUCCAACAAUCCGCCGAUUCUCCUCCGCCGCCGGACCUCCCAAUCAAUGCCGACAUCCACACCGCCGGAGAGUUUGAGGCCGUGAUUACAGGUGAGACGAGUGAUGCCACAGUAAACACGGAGGUUGUUGUUGAUGACGUGGCACCGGCUGAGGGCGGUGAAAUGCAGGCGAUGGAUGGUAUUGAAGAUGAAAUUGUUGUGGAGGAGGAGAAGAAGGAGGAGGAGGAUGAAGGAACUGACAACGUUGAUUUGGAACCUGAGAAUGUGGAAGAGGCAGAAGCCAAUUUGAUAAUCGAAGAAGAGGAGGUUCAAAUUAGGGAUGAUGAAAACACAGAUGAAGCUCCUCUGGUGGGAGAUGACGAAGACGAAAACAACGAUGAAAAGGAAGAAGAUGAGAAGGAAGAAGGAGAUGAAAUAGAAGAAGACGAGAAGGUAGAAGAAGGAGAAGAAAACGAAGAAGGCCAAAAGGAAGAAGUAGAUGAAAUAGAAGAAGACGGGAAGGAAGAAGAAGAAGAAGGAGAAGAAAUAGAAGAAGAUGGAGAACAAGAGCAAGAGCAGGAAGAAGAAGAAGAAGAGGAAGAAGAAGAAGCUGAAGUGGAUGGUGAUGGUGGUUUAACAGAAGAUAAAGAGGCUGCUGAGGAGAUGGAGGUGACGGAGGAGGAGCAGAGUGUGAGUGGUGGGAAAAGGAAGCGUGGGAAUGGGAAGAAUUCGAAGUCUACUGGAAGAGUUCCUUCGAAGAAAAAGACGGAAGAGGACGUAUGUUUCAUUUGCUUUGAUGGUGGUGACCUUGUGCUCUGUGACCGCAGGGGUUGCCCCAAGGCUUACCACCCUUCCUGCAUUAAUCGUGACGAGGCCUUCUUCCAAUCCAAAGGAAAGUGGAAUUGUGGUUGGCAUCUUUGCAGCAACUGUGAGAAGAAUGCAUACUACUUGUGCUAUACAUGUACAUUCUCUUUGUGCAAGAGUUGUAUCAAAGAUGCCGUUAUGCUAUGUGUUAGGGGAAACAAAGGCUUUUGCGAGACAUGCAUGAGAACUGUAAUGUUGAUUGAACAGAAUGAGGAGGGAAACAACAUGGCACAAGUUGAUUUUGAUGACAAAAAUAGCUGGGAGUAUCUCUUCAAGGAUUACUAUGUAGAUUUAAAAGGAAAGCUAUCUCUAACAUCUGAUGAACUUGCUCAAGCUAAAAACCCUUGGAAGGGAUCUGGUAAGCUUCCUUCCAAAGAGGAAUCGCCGGAUGAACUUUUUGAUGCCACAAAUGAUAGAGGAUCAGAUUCAGAUAGCUCUUAUGAGAAUGCAGAUUUGAGUCGAUCUAAAAAAAGAAAGCCCAAGAAACGGGCAAAGUCUCGUUCCAAAGAAAGGAAAUCACAUAGUGCAGCGACAGCGCAUGGUGCUGAUGGGCCAUCUACAGAUGAAAGCUCUGAGUGGGCUUCAAAGGAGCUUUUGGAGUUUGUUAUGCAUAUGAGAAAUGGAGAUAAAUCUAUGUUGCCACAGUUUGAUGUGCAUGCUCUUCUGCUAGAAUAUAUUAGAAUAAAUAAGCUUCGAGAUCCUCGCCGAAAAAGUCAAAUUGUUUGUGAUGCGAGGCUUCAAAAUUUGUUUGGUAAGCCAAGAGUUGGGCAUUUCGAAAUGUUAAAACUUCUUGAAUCCCAUUUCCUUAUAAAAGAGGAUUCACAGGCUGAAGAUCUCCAGGGGAGUGUUGUUGAUACGGAAGUUAGUAAUUUGGAGGGUGAUGGCAAUGAUGAUACAUAUACUAAAGCUGGGAAAGAUAAGAAACGUAAAAGUCGUAGAAAGGGUGAUGGGAGAGGACUUCAAUCUAAUGUUGAUGAUUAUGCAGCCAUUGAUAAUCAUAAUAUUAAUUUAAUUUAUCUAAGACGCAAUUUAGUGGAAGAACUACUUGAAGAUACAGAUAAGUUUCAUGAUAAUGUUGUUGGUUCUUUUGUGAGAAUAAGAAUUUCUGGUAGUGGUCAGAAGCAAGACUUAUAUAGGCUGGUUCAGGUUGUAGGUACAUGCAAAACAGCAGAGCCAUAUAAAGUUGGUAAAAAGAUGACAGAUAUCUUGUUAGAAAUCUUAAAUUUAAACAAGACAGAGAUUGUAUCGAUGGAUAUCAUCUCAAAUCAGGAGUUCUCAGAGGAUGAAUGCAAGCGCCUCCGCCAAAGCAUAAAAUGCGGCCUCAUUAAUCGAAUGACUGUGGGUGACAUUCAGGACAAAGCAUUGACACUUCAGGCAGUUAGAGUAAAAGAUUGGCUAGAAGCAGAGAUGGUACGGCUAAAUCACCUUCGUGAUAGAGCCAGUGAGAAAGGACGCAGAAAAGAGCUCAGAGAAUGUGUAGAGAAAUUGCAGCUUUUGAGUACUCCUGAAGAACGGCAACGUAGAUUGGCGGAAAUUCCAGAAAUACAUGUGGAUCCAAAGAUGGAUCCAAGUUAUGAGUCUGACGAAGGAGAUGAAAUGGAGGAUAAAAGACAAGAAAACUUCAUGAGACCUAGAGGGUCGACUGCAUUUGGAAGGAAGGGGAGAGAAACUGCUUCGCCGAGAAGCGGUUCCAUAUCAAGUGAUUCUUGGAGUGGAACAAGGAAUUAUUCUCAUGUGAAUCAGGAACUCAGCAGAAAUUUAUCUAAUAAGGGAUUUUCAGUCAAAGGCGAUGGUGUUUCUAAUGCUAGUGAGGUUUUUAAUGAUGCUAAAUUGCACCAGGGAAGAGAUAGGGAAUCGCAACUAUCUAAUAGUUGGGAGAGGCAAAAGCUACCGUCUUCAAGCUUGGAUGGUGGUGCUAAAAAUAUCAAGCCAUUGGUAAAAUCUGAGUCUUAUUCUACUACUGUCUCAGAAGCUGCCACAGCACCAUCUUCUGCCGGAAUAGUUGCCCCAGCUGUGAAAAUUAAUGAAACUGAAAAGAUGUGGCAUUAUCAGGAUCCAUCUGGAAAAGUUCAAGGACCAUUUUCCAUAACACAACUUCGCAAAUGGAAUAAUACCGGAUACUUCCCUGCUGAUUUGAAGAUUUGGAAAACCACCGAGAGACAAGAUGAAUCUAUACUCUUAACAGAUGUCUUAGCAGGAAAGUUUUCAAAGGAACCAUCCAUGGUAGAUAAAACUCCUCCUAAGACUCAAAAUCAUUCAUCCUCAUUCUCUAGGAUGUCUCCUUUGGCAGCUCAAGGUUUAGCAAGUAAAACACCUCCAUUGGCAGUUGAGGUCCCUAAGAAUCCUGGAAAUGGUUGGGGUUCUGAUGCUGGUGUCAGAAAUGAAUCGACAAAUCUUCCUUCGCCUACUCCCCAAACUUCUUCAGGUGGGUCUAAGGUUCAUGACUUUGAAAAUUGGUCACCAACACCUGUCCAAAUGGCUGGGUCUGUCAUGGGAAAUUCAUUCACAAACGGUCUUGGAAGUUUGCAGACCUCCGUGGCAGUAAACUCACAACCUGGUAUGACUACAAAUACCACUCAAGUACAUCUUCAUGCAACAGAAAUGGCACAGGCUCUGGCUGCAGGUGUUGACAUUAAAACAACAGCUGCAACUAUGCAAAACCAGGCUGGGAGUAGCCAUAAUUCUCAUGCUGAAAUACAAGGGUGGGGGCAGUCUGUGGUUCCAAAGCCAGAAUCACAGGCCUGGGGAGGUACUCCAUCUCAAAGGGUAGAACCAACUAAUUCUACUACCAUACCUGCUCAGCAAGCUUCCCAUGGUAUAUGGGGUGAUGCUUCAUCUGUUCAGAACUCUGUGUCACUUAACAAUGGAAAUCCAACUGGGAGUUUACCCACACAUGGUUUUCCAGGCAUGACUGCACCCGAGCCUUGGAGACCACAAGUUUCACUUAAUCAAGCAAACACCAUGGCCCCACCACCACCCAACAUACCCUGGGGCGGAAACAUGCCAGGAAAUCAGAAUAUUAGCUGGAGUGGGGCAAUACCUGCCAAUAUGAAUGUCAAUUGGAUGCCUGGACAAGUGCCAGCACCGGGAAAUACAACUCCAGGAUGGGCAGCUCCUACCCAGGGGCUACCUCCAGUAAAUGCAAAUGCAGGUAGCUGGGGAGCACCUGGUCAAGGUCAUCAGCAGGUAAAUGCAAAUGCAGGUUGGGUAGUGCCUGGUCAAGGGCCAGCACCUGGAAGUGCCAAUCCUGCUUGGGCUGCAUCAGCUGGAAACCCAGGCAUGUGGAGAAACGAGCAAAGUCAUAACGGAGACAGAUUUCCCAACCAAGGUGAACGUGGUAUGCGCGGUGGAGAUUCUGGUCGUGGAGGUAAAUCUUGGAACAGGCAGUCAUCAUUUAGAAGCGGAGGCAGAGGGGGUUCUUCUAGACCUCCCGGUGGGGGAAGAGGAAUCUGCAGGUAUCAUGAGAGUGGAAAUUGCAGGAAGGGUGCUUCAUGUGAUUAUCAACACAAUUAAGAGUUGUAGGGCUAAUUAUUUGCAGGGAAACAUCUCUUACUGUACAGUAUUUUCCUCAUUACAUGGCUUAACAUUGUGUAAGGAUACGUCAUGUAUGUAGAACUUGUGUAUUGUAGCAUCUCAUUUAUUUUCUAGUUUUUUUUUGGCCUUGUAUUCAUGAGUCCAUUCUCAGUUGGAGUUGACUCAUGGAUGAUUGACUAGCUACAGUAGUUGAGGUUUAUUUAAAUUAAAUAAUAAUGACGAAAAAGAGACGAGGUUAUAGGUUUUUAUUUUUCAAUGUUUCAUCUUUGAUGCUGUGCAAGGA